Molecule: messenger RNA, 2463 nt
Organism: Penicillium manginii
Lineage: Eukaryota; Fungi; Ascomycota; Eurotiomycetes; Eurotiales; Aspergillaceae
Exons: 2
Coding region: 1-2463 (820 amino acids)
Biological process (GO): carbohydrate metabolic process
Source: RefSeq, a predicted model, not a curated record
AUGAAGAUAGCUUCUAUCCUUGCCCUGCUAUUGGUGGGCGGCCUUCAAAAGCCGAACGCCCCCUACCAUGAGUUCACGUUGACACCGGAUUCACCUUACGCGACCCUCGACUAUGGGGCUGAGGUGGCCGGUUUCCCUACCUUUGAGAUCACCAAUAUCGACGGCCCGACACAGAUUGAGGUCAAGUACAGUGAACAGCAUAGUGGAUUAGCCGAGCCUUUCAGCGACGGUCCCAGCUUAUUUGUGGCCAGUCUCGCCAACUCCUUCCGCGUGGAAACCUUCAACAUCACCAGUCCUGGAAAGUUCAGUUCCGAGCUCUUGCAGGGAGGCCAGCGCUGGCAAAGCAUUCGCUUGCUUACCCAAAACACGAUAACAAUCCGAUUGGUGUUCUUUAAGUCAUCCGUCGGUGCGGUGGACAUUGGCAAUAUUCCUGGCUCAUUUCACUCGUCAAACGAACUGUACAAUGAGAUCUGGAAUCUGGGUGCUCGUGCAGUCUCACUGGCAUGCUUCGACGCAGGGUCACAGAAGCCCACCAUAAAGGUCAGUCGCCAAGGAUCCAAGGUGUCCAGCAGCGUCCCCAACUACUCGUCUUCAACCUACAACUUCACCGAAUACGACAUGGAAUUCGAUGCUAAGAUUGCCCGAGGAGGUUUUAUCUGGUCAGUUGGCUACAAUUUUGGCAUUCGUUCUUCGGGAGGCGUUCUCAUCAACUUGGCCGGCAACUACCCAGAAGAGAAGACAUACGUCAACACAAACAAGACACUUUUCCCCCCAUCCACCGUCACCCUGGCCCAUGGAGUGAACUUCGUCAACCAAACCACAUUGACAUCCUACAAAUUGGCCUCAUUUCAGGUUCCAUUCGAUGUAGAAGAAGACGUGUGGUACCGAAUCUCUACUAGUGUUCGCUCCGGACGUUUAUCUGUCAGCUUGAAUCAGACAGAACUAUUCAAUGUCUGCUUGUCUAGCUAUUACGUUGGCGGAUCAUCAAUCUCAACCUCUGGUGCUUUUGGCUUUGGCGCAUGGCAAGAUCAGUCUGCCUACAUUCGUGGAGUCUCCGCCCGUGAUACCUCUGGUAAUCUGAUCUACCAGAACUCCAUGACGAACGCCACCGCUGUUCUCCCUGAGUACGGUCAGCAUGAGAACUAUUUCCCAACUUGCGUGGAUGGCGCUAAGCGCGAUCGUUUGGCCUGGCUUGGAGACUUCCUGCAUACCACCAGAAUCAUCGGAGUCACAACCAACCGCAGCGAUCAUAUCACUGGUACCUUCAAGCUGCUUUUGAGCGGUCAGCUUUCCACCGGCCAGUUGCCCAUGGCCCCAUCCCUUGGCUAUUUACCAGACAUUGCAUCGGAGACAUUUGCAGUCAGCGGUGUCGCGUACCUGCUGCCGGACUACCAGAUUCUCGCCCUGAUCUCUUUUUCUUCUUACAUGGAGCAAUCCAAUGACACUGCAUUCGCCCGUGAACACUGGACUGGGUGGAAGGCUGCCGUCAAUUGGCUUGCAGAGUAUCGCAGCGACUCUACUGGACUCAUUGACUUUUCGCUGUUCGGCAAUGCCUUCUUGGGCCCCACUAGUGGCUCAGCCGUCAAUGCCGCCUCUGUCGAGGCAUUCAAGGGCAUGGCCUCUGUUGCUUCAGCCAUCGGAGAUGCCUCAUCGGCUAAGAAGUGGGCUCGAAUCGCUAAAUACCUCCAAGCAACUCUCAAUACCAACCUGUGGAGUGAGGAAUAUGGCGUCUACUCCAUCCAAGAGUCGCAACCCGGGAACUUCUCUCUUUCCGCUCUCGGCUUCGCCAUCACAUCUGGAUCAGCCAAUACCACUCAGAUUAUCCGUGCAUUGUCUAAACUACCUUCUCUUAAGCUGGGACCGGGAUAUCGUGACUCGAGUCUGGUCGUCUCAUCAGAUUCGAGCGCCAAACUGUCACCCAAUACAAACGGUUUCCUUCUCUCAGCCCUGCUACAGCAAAAGCAGGCAGCUCCUGUCGCGUUCUUGCUGAAUAAUCUCUGGGGUGCAAUGGUCAGCAAUGACUCCACCAAAUCGGGUGCUACCUGGGAAUAUGUGAACCAGAAAUCCCAGCCAGGCUAUGGCCAGUUUACCUCUCUGAGCCACCCUUGGGGUGGAGCUGCGACAUACGCACUUACCAACUAUGUAGCUGGUAUUCGGCCGGUUAGUUUUGGAUAUAAAUCGUGGAUCAUGGAGCCGGCCUACGCAGGAUUUGAAUUGGAUGAAGUCAACGCCACGGUACCCACACCCCAUGGACCUUUGAGUAUUGCCUGGACGGCGAAGAGCAGUGUUGUCACGGUUAUCAUCGAUGCUCCGGCGGGAACAACUGGAAGGCUAGUCUUGAGCAAGGACUGGGCGUGUCAGGGUGGAUUAGUGAGCCAGAACUGUGCCAAGGUCAAGGACUUCGUUCGUGAGAUUGAGGGAGGAAGUGUACAGCACUUCACUCACCAAGUUAAGUCUGAGUAA